AUGGAGAAGAAUGACUUCCCAGACGAAUCUUUGCCGUCAAAGUCACCCGUGGCAGAAAUGAAAAGCUAUGAGACAUUAGCCAUCCCCAACACGGAAAUCAGAGAAGCUCCGAGCGCAGAAACCCUGACUGCCCCUCACGAUGACAUCGCCCCUCCCUCCAGCAAAGAUACAGAAUGGAGUAUGACACCCCAAGUGAUUCGGAACCGGGAUCGUGACGCCGCGGCGGGUUUCAAGAAAAGGGAGCUCGGCGUGACAUGGAAGAAUCUGAGCGUGGAUGUUCUCGCAGCCGAAGCUGCAGUCAAUGAAAAUCUAUUCUCCCAGUUCAACAUCCCUCAACUCAUCAAAGACUUCCGCCGGAAACCUCCUCUGAAGUCCAUCUUGAAAGAGAGUCAUGGCUGUGUGAAACCAGGAGAGAUGCUUCUCGUGCUGGGGCGUCCGGGAUCUGGGUGCACCACCCUUCUCAAAAUGCUGUCCAAUCGACGUCAGGGCUAUCAUACCGUGACAGGCGAUGUGCGGUUUGGCAACAUGAGCCCUUCUGAAGCGGAUCAGUAUCGAGGCCAGAUCGUGAUGAAUACUGAGGAGGAGCUUUUCUAUCCCCACCUAACUGUAGGCCAAACUAUGGACUUCGCCUCGAAACUUAAGGUUCCUUUCCAUCUCCCGGAAGGUAUAAAGUCAGUGGAGGAAUAUACCGCCGAGACCAAACAGUUUCUUCUCGAGUCCAUGGGCAUUGCUCACACUGCCGAUACCAAGGUGGGGAAUGAGUUUGUUCGUGGUGUCUCUGGUGGUGAGCGCAAACGUGUGUCCAUCAUCGAAUGCAUGGCAACCAGAGGCUCAGUUUUCAGCUGGGACAAUAGCACACGGGGUCUUGAUGCGAGUACGGCGUUGGAAUGGGCCAAGGCUUUGCGAGCUAUGACCAACGUGCUAGGACUCUCCACAGUCGUGACUUUAUAUCAAGCAGGUAACGGUAUCUACAAUUUGUUUGAUAAAGUCCUGGUGCUCGAUGAAGGGAAACAGAUUUUCUAUGGCCCUGCAGCAGCAGCCAAGCCAUUCAUGGAGAGGUUGGGAUUUGUGUAUACCGAUGGAGCAAAUAUAGGUGAUUUCUUGACCGGAGUUACUGUUCCCACCGAGCGAAGAAUUAGACCAGGAUUUGAAAACACAUUCCCUCGAAAUGCGGACGCCAUUCUCUCCGAAUACAAAAACUCUAUGAUCCACGAGCGCAUGACAUCGGAGUACGAAUAUCCCACAACUGACACAGCCCGCGAGCGAACAGAGGCAUUCAAGGAAUCGGUUGCGUUCGAGAAAUCCAAUCACCUGCCAAAGAAUAGUUCUCUCACCACCAGCUUCUGGAAGCAAGUCAUGGCAUGCACAAUGCGACAAUAUCAAAUCCUUUGGGGUGAAAAGUCAACUUUCUUGAUCAAGCAGUUCCUAUCGCUCGUCAUGGCUUUGAUAGCUGGGUCUUGCUUCUAUAACUCGCCUGCAACUUCCGCCGGUCUUUUCACCAAAGGUGGUGCUGUUUUCUUCUCGCUCUUGUACAACUGCAUUGUAGCCAUGUCAGAGGUUACCGAAUCUUUCAAGGGGCGACCGGUUUUGGUGAAACAUAAAUCCUUUGCUAUGUAUCAUCCCGCGGCUUUUUGUCUUGCCCAAAUCACUGCAGAUUUUCCGGUCUUGCUAUUCCAGUGUACGAUCUUUGCUGUCGUGAUAUACUGGAUGGUCGGCUUGAAAGCUACCGCCGCUGCAUUCUUCACCUUCUGGAUCAUUCUCUUUUCAAUGACCUUGUGUAUCACGGCUCUUUUCAGAUGCAUCGGGGCUGGUUUCAGCACUUUCGAGGCCGCUUCAAAGAUAUCAGGCACAGCAGUCAAGGGCAUCGUCAUGUAUGCGGGCUACAUGAUUCCCAAACCCAAGAUCAAGAACUGGUUCCUCGAAUUGUACUACACCAAUCCCAUGGCGUAUGCAUUCCAAGCUGCUCUUUCAAACGAAUUUCAUGGGCAGGAAAUUCUAUGCGUUGGUAACAGUCUUAUCCCGCAUGGCGAGGGAUACGACGGCGUCGAUUCCGCGAACAAAGCUUGCGCAGGUGUUGGCGGUGCUUUGCCGGGAGCGGACUACGUCACUGGCGAUCAAUAUCUUUCUUCUCUACAUUAUAAGCAUUCACAGCUUUGGCGGAACUUCGGCGUCGUAUGGGCGUGGUGGGGAUUCUUUGCCGUCAUCACUAUUGUCUGCACGACUUUUUGGAACGCUGGAGCCGGUAGCGGUGCUUCUCUUUUGAUCCCGCGCGAGAGGCUCAAGAAAUAUCAGCAUGGCGCCGACGAAGAAUCGCAGGUUAAGGAAAAGGAACAGAGUAGGCAGGGGGCAGUUGUCGAUUCGUCCAAUGACGACGAAAACCUCACCCGCAACACGUCUAUUUUCACAUGGAAGAAUCUUUCCUAUACUGUCAGAACCCCCUCAGGUGAUCGUGUCUUGCUGGAUAACAUCCACGGCUGGGUGAAACCGGGUAUGCUCGGAGCAUUGAUGGGCUCUUCGGGUGCCGGUAAGACGACUCUACUUGAUGUCCUUGCGCAGCGAAAGACUGAAGGCACGAUCAACGGAUCUAUUAUGGUUGACGGACGCCCAUUGCCCGUUUCAUUCCAAAGAAUGGCCGGGUAUUGUGAGCAAUUGGAUGUCCAUGAGCCGUUUGCUACAGUCCGUGAAGCCCUAGAAUUCUCCGCUUUACUGCGUCAGCCCCGAACCACCACAAAAGAAGACAAACUAAGAUAUGUCGACACAAUCAUUAAUCUAUUGGAGCUCCAUGAUCUUGCCGACACGCUGAUUGGUAGCGUGGGAAACGGCCUUAGCGUGGAGCAAAGAAAACGAGUGACGAUUGGCGUCGAACUUGUGUCCAAGCCCAGCAUUCUUAUAUUCCUGGAUGAGCCUACUUCGGGGUUGGACGGCCAGUCUGCAUACAACACUGUUAGGUUUCUUCGCAAAUUGGCUGAUGUUGGCCAAGCUGUACUGGUGACCAUCCAUCAACCGUCCGCGCAGUUAUUCGCCCAGUUUGACACGUUACUGCUCUUGGCCCGCGGGGGAAAGACCGUUUACUUCGGGGAUAUUGGAGAAAACGGCAAGACCAUCAAGAAUUAUUUUGGUAAGUAUGGCGCUCGUUGCCCGACCGAGGCGAACCCGGCCGAGUUUAUGAUUGACGUGGUCACGGGAGGUAUUGAGAGCGUUAAGGAUAUGGACUGGCACAAAGUUUGGCUCGACUCGGCUGAGCAUGGGGCAAUGGUGACCGAGCUUGACCGAUUGAUUUCAGAUUCCGCCUCCAGACCAUCUGGCACCGUCGAUGACGGUCACGAAUUUUCCAUGUCCCUCUGGGAGCAGACCAAGAUCGUCACCAACCGCAUGAAUGUGGCAUUAUACCGCAAUACCAACUAUGUCAACAAUAAAUUUUCGCUGCAUAUUAUCUCCGCCUUGCUGAACGGAUUCUCCUUUUGGAGAACCGGCCCGAGCGUGACGGCCUUGAACUUGAAGAUGUUCACUAUCUUCAACUUUGUUUUCGUCGCCCCCGGUGUGAUCAACCAGCUCCAGCCCUUGUUCAUCCAAAGGCGCGAUAUCUACGACACGCGGGAGAAGAAAUCAAAAAUGUAUUCAUGGGUUGCUUUCGUCACCGGGUUGAUCGUGUCCGAGUUCCCCUAUCUUUGUGUGUGUGCCGUCUUGUAUUUCCUCUGUUGGUACUACUGCGUCAAGCUGCCCCAUGAUUCCAACAAAGCGGGCGCCACCUUCUUCAUCAUGCUCAUCUAUGAGUUCAUCUACACCGGCAUCGGACAAUUCAUCGCCGCAUAUGCCCCGAAUCCCACCUUCGCCGCACUCGUGAACCCCCUCAUCAUCAGCACUCUGACCCUAUUCUGCGGUAUUUUCGUACCAUAUACCCAGCUGAACGUCUUCUGGAAGUACUGGAUGUAUUACCUAAACCCCUUCAACUACGUCGUUGCCGGAAUGCUCACCUUCGACAUGUGGGAUGCGAAGGUGACCUGCAACGAGGAAGAAUUUGCCCUCUUUGACCCUAUCAAUGGGACAUGUGCGGAGUAUCUCAAGGAUUACAUCGCCGGGCCUGGCUGGAGUAUCAAUUUGACUAACCCGGACGCCACGUCUGAUUGUCGGGUUUGUCAAUAUCAACGCGGUAGCGACUUCCUGCACACCCUUAACAUCAACCAUUACUACUAUGGGUGGCGGGAUGCCGCGAUUUCGGUGAUCUUUGCUAUUAGCGGGUAUGUCUUGGUCUUUGGGCUUAUGAAGCUGCGGACCAAGGCUUCUAAGAAGGCGGAAUAG
Molecule: messenger RNA, 4299 nt
Organism: Aspergillus affinis
Lineage: Eukaryota; Fungi; Ascomycota; Eurotiomycetes; Eurotiales; Aspergillaceae
Product: ATP-binding cassette transporter
Exons: 3
Coding region: 1-4299 (1432 amino acids)
Biological process (GO): transmembrane transport
Cellular component (GO): membrane
Molecular function (GO): ATP binding; ABC-type transporter activity; ATP hydrolysis activity
Source: RefSeq, a predicted model, not a curated record